GCCAUUACAAAUGCUGCUCCGGCCAAGAGAGUCGUCGACAAGGCACAAGCACCAGACAAGGUGGCUCGAGGAUAAAAGCAGAGGCCCCAUCGCGCCAAACCGGGUUCGCUCCGUGACUCGCAGAUAUACCUCGUUCGAGAACGGGCAUGGCCCCGUGCUGGCGCCAGGGAUUGGGCGGAUUGGCGGACUGGCGGAUCCAGCAUAGCGACGCGAUUCCCUUUUGACAAGAAUGUGCAGUGCCAGUGACGACGGCCUGCCGGAGACAAAAGCUGGAGACUGUGCUGGACGCACGCCUGGGCUGGCCACCC
Molecule: messenger RNA, 308 nt
Organism: Trichoderma atroviride IMI 206040
Lineage: Eukaryota; Fungi; Ascomycota; Sordariomycetes; Hypocreales; Hypocreaceae
Source: RefSeq, a predicted model, not a curated record